ACAACACGGACUUGGAGGCAUGGCAUGACAGGUGCAAGUCACGUCCUUUAGCUGGAGUUGGGCAGGUUCAUACAUUCUUCGCCUUGUUCUGAUCGCACCUCUUGACACACCAAGUCAGCUGCGAACUUUUUAGAAGCUCCAACGCUGUGCUAUAUGUCGGUGUUUGGGAAUGUCAUGACAGUGCACCUGUGAAUCCACCUGUUACGCUUUGCACCUGUAAGGUAAACAACAUUCGCACGAAGCUGAAGCUGCCCGUAGCAAGUGUACAGGAAAAAAAGCACAAGAAGUGAUUAGCCAUGGCGAUGGAAAAGCAGCACAUCCUGAAGGACACCCAUAACCACUCGGUGACGGCCCUGGGGUACCACCCCACCCGCAGGGAGAUCCUGGCAGGGUUCGAAGAUGGUGUCAUCAAGGCCUGGGAGUCGGACAGUGGCAAACUUUCACAGUGUGUCCAGGAGCAUGCUGGGUGGAUUACUGACUUCCUGUUCUGGGCGGAUGAGAAGCUGCUGCUGUCCGCCUCCAAUGACGGGACCAUCCUGUGCUGGAGUGCAGGAGGGACGGUCCUGGACCGCAUCACCUUCGGCUACCCCAUCUACAAAAUGACCCUUAAUGUCAGACGUCAUCAUCUGAUUUGUGGAUUCAAUGCAGCUGUGAAGCUCUUUGAUCUAGAUGAGAACAAGGAAAGUGGGCACUUCAUCAAGAUGAAGGGGGCACACGUCGCACGGGAGCACACCGACAUUGUCCGCUGUAUCGUAUGUCACGAGAACCGCGUGUACACAGCAGGAUAUGACAGGAAGUUUAUGAUCUAUGACACCAUCACCUACCCUGGAACAAAGGGCUUGAACGUUUUAUACAGUAACCACAAUGCACAUGAUGCUGGCAUCAACUGUAUGAUCAUGGUCAAAGACAGCGAGAAUAAUACGUGGAUCUUGACCGGCUCUUUUGAUAAGACUGUUAAGAUCUGGUCACCUGACGGGCAGUUGACACAUAAACUCGACGGCUUCAUGUCCGCCAUCACCAGCAUCUGCUACUGCAAGCCCAGCAAGACAGUCUGGGUGGGGAGUGGGACGUCCUACGCCAGUCUGUACGAUCCCAAGUCCGGAGAAAACGUCUCGGACUUCAUCGGCACCUUUCAGUCCGAGGGUGAGCAGACUCUGAAGUACCACCUGCAGCUGCUGUGUUUCUGUCCCGAGUUCAACCAGGUGGUGGCCUCCAGCAGUCGCAGGCAGCUGUUCGUGUGGAAGUACAACACUUCGGGCUGCAUCACGGCGCUCAAGUGUAAACAUGCCGUGGAGAGUCUUACUUACACACAAAAGGUCCCUAUCUUGAUCUUCAGUGGAGGCAGUGACGGCAUGUUGAACAAGUGGGAAAGGCUGCAGACCAACACCUUCAUGUACAGUAAAGAAUCCUUCCUGUACAGUGAAGCCCAGGCCAAGCUAGCUGCCAUGUUAAAAAUCAAGAACAAGAGAACAGAGAGCGAUGCCUCAGGGCACGGGUACCAGUCUGCCUCCAGACAGCACACCAUGAACAAGUCCUUCCUGCCACCCGGCAAGAACCGCAGGCACGCCAACGUGGCCUUGUUACGGACGAUGUUUGUGGAGAGCCUGGACUUGCUGGUCGCCACGUGCGAGGAUAGCAACAUCUACGUGUGGGGCUUCGAUGACGAGGCGGCCACGGUGCUGCAGAGGAUGCAGCCGUCAACCUCGGAGAACCUGGUGCAGAAGUACUUCAUCCUGCUGAGUCCUCAGUCCCAGCUGCUUCCCAAGAACGGGACCGGCCAGUUUGAGGAGCACGACUCCGUCACCAACCGUGUGGCAGGUUUCAUCUGUAAGAACGUGCUGCAGGGACACAACAGCUGUGUUACGUCAGUCAUUGUGGUGGGACGGGAGGCGGGAUAUGACAGGGCAUACUUGGUGAGUGGAGGGUGGGACCGCAGACUCCUGAUCUGGGACUUGGCUGCAGGGACCCUGCAUGACUUCUUCCGCAGCAGCACCCCAGAGCUGGCCCCUGAAGCACAGGAGCUGGCCUGCGAUGGCAUCAUCAUUGACAUGGCAUACUGUCCAAAAAGGAAUGAGUUUGCAUAUGCCUCCAGCGACAAGAUGGUGUACAUCCGAACCUUCAGCCCUGUGGGGAGCGAAAUGACGCUGGUCAACACACUACAGGGGCACGAGGGAGAGAUCACACAGGUUCGAUGGAAUCAUCUGACAGACAAGUGGGUGACUGCCUCUGAAGAUGGCACCCUGCGGAUUUGGUCGGAGGAUGGCAUGAACUGUGACCAGAUCCUCAACGUCCAUGGAACGGUGAGUGCCCUGUGCAUCGACCAAACCAACGGCUGCAUGGUGGCAGGGGUGCAGGAUGUCAUCAAGGUGUACGAAUCAGAACAGUACAAACUGGUGCAGACAAAUGUUGGGCACACAGAUGCCGUGCGCUGCAUUAUACACAUCCCAGAGAGGGCACAGUAUGUUUCUUCUUCAUGGGAUAUGACAAUACAAAUAUGGAAUGCUUACAAGAAACCUGUGCCUCGGAAGAAGGUGCAGCUGGACGAAAACAAGCCCAAGACUUUCAUCUUCCCACCAGGAGGGACCAUCAGCGACACCAUGUCAGAAUAGAUCAUUGGGACCACGGCUACUUACAUGAAAAUUUUAUCAGGGACAGUAAUUUCUCUAUUUGACUUAAUGUAUAAAUCUACCACAUGCAGUAAGCCAAAGUGUACAGGAGGUAUAUUUAACAGGAUUAUUUGUGGAUGACACAGCGCUGUAACUACAGUAACUACGCUGCUAUUUUCUAUGUUUUAUAUAUUGUGUUCACUUUCCAUGUGGAUACUAUAUUUGUAAUAAACCAAUUGUGUCCACUUGGCAGCUAAAUUAUGUGUUGAAUAAAUCUUUACUUAAAUGA
Molecule: messenger RNA, 2895 nt
Organism: Branchiostoma floridae (Florida lancelet)
Lineage: Eukaryota; Metazoa; Chordata; Leptocardii; Amphioxiformes; Branchiostomatidae
Exons: 11
Coding region: 297-2609 (770 amino acids)
Molecular function (GO): protein binding
Source: RefSeq, a predicted model, not a curated record